AUGGCUAAUGGGGAGCCCUCGCCGUCGUCUCCAGCUUCCGCCACUGGAGGUGGCGCCGCCGCUUACCCACUGUCCCAAUCUGUGAGCUCAUCUUCUCCUCUCUUCUCCAGUGAAAUAUGUCAGUUAUACGUUCCCCGCAGUUCUCGAUGAACUUCAUCUCCGGGAGGUCUAUCCGUUUCACUGGCUGCGGUCCCUGUCAGAUCCUCCUAUUUCCUGACGAUCUGUGUCUUUCUUGUCUAGAAAGACAAGAAAGACACAGAUCGACGCCGCCCGAUCGACGCCAAGAUGGCGGUAUGUCAGGCCCCAUGGCCCAGAUGGAUCGUUUUCCGAUUCUGAUUACUUCGGGCUUGCUUGUGUUUGAGAUUCGGCUUAGAUUAACGUCGUCUCCGUUUCCUUCAGGAACUGAACGAGUCACAGGCAGAGGUGGCGGCUAAACUCCAAGGAUCGAAACAGGAGGAUCCAAUUUCUUUUAGAAUGUAGUUGUUUCCGAGUUAUGAUUAAGAUUGAUAACGCAUUGCAACUUGAUGGAUGAGACGAACGUUGAAAAAAUUGCCGCAGGAGUUGCAAAAUUGGAGAUUGAAGCUGGACACGCAGGUCAGAACGUACAAGGAAGUGCGUGCUUCAUCCUUCUUGCCUCUGAAGUUGCUGGAAUCUACGGUUUAAUAAAACCUUAUAUUAUUUUAACGCAUGAUUCAAAUUUCAUUUUGACCUUAACCCGAAGCUUCACUUCCAACAAUUAUUAACUAGGGAGAUGAUAUAGAAGAUGUAGUUUUCCGUUGAUCAUCUGCCUCGAUCAGGGACAGUUUCAAUCAGGCCUAAAUUCAGACAUAAUCUACUGGCCCCCCUCUCAAAGCCGGAGUUGGCUCACCUGAAACUCCGCAAAUUCCAAAGUAAACUCCAAGGCUCCGUCUGUAUACUAUCGACGGAACCAAUAAUCGGGAAAUUUAUUCUCUUCCGUUACCCUUAAUUUAUGUAAAUUUUGUCGACCUUAUUAGUGAACUCACCUAUUUCGUCGCAGGAGCUUUCAGUGCUUAAGAAAUCACUAGGCACUGACGUGGAGCAACUGAAAUCCGUAAGUUCUAUGAUGAAAGACUUCUGUCUUGUUAUCUCAUUUUCUUUUCCCGCUGAUUCUGACGGCACAGAGCCAGGAGUUUGAAGCGCUGCGGACAACUCUUCAGCAGCAGCAAGAAGACGUCGCAAACAGUCUAAGGAACCUAGGGGUAAAACAAUAUCCCUUCCUCCCUCCCUACCUUUCUCUUCUUGGGUUUCUACAGUUUCUUGCCUCGCAGAUGAAAGAUGAUAGCAAAAAUGUAUCGGAGCCCGGAAAUCUAAAGCUAGCAAGGAGAUUAUGGAGGCUGAGGAGAAACCAGAAAAAGUUCAUAGUGCCACUUCAGGCAACAAGGUACCGUACACUUAA
This is a messenger RNA of Spirodela intermedia, 1417 nucleotides long. NCBI's taxonomy places the organism in Eukaryota, Viridiplantae, Streptophyta, Magnoliopsida, Alismatales, Araceae. The record is from the annotation of a GenBank genome assembly.